AUGAGCUUGUCCUUCCGCUGCCUCCUCUCCCUCAGCCACCUGAUCCUCGCCAGCGCCCUGGCGCAACUGCCCCCCGGAGCGCAAGGCGGGCAGGCGGCCAGUGCCAGCAGCUCCAGCAACACCUCCUCCGCUUCAUCACCUUCCUCCCCCUCCUCCUCCUUGGGAGCCCAAGGAAGCGGGCCGGAGAGAAGCAGCUUCCAGUGGAGCCCAGCCGGGCGCAGGACGGGCAGCCUCUAUUGCAGGGUGGGCAUUGGCUUCCAUCUGCAGAUCCACCCGGAUGGCAAAGUCAACGGCUCCCAUGAAGCCAAUCUCUUAAGUAUUUUGGAAAUAUUUGCUGUGUCUCAGGGGAUUGUAGGAAUACGAGGAGUUUUCAGCAACAAAUUUUUAGCGAUGUCAAAAAAAGGAAAACUCCAUGCAAGUGCCAAAUUUACAGAAGACUGCAAGUUCAGGGAGAGGUUUCAAGAAAACAGCUAUAACACAUAUGCUUCGGCAGUUUACAGGACCGAAAAGACUGGGAGAGAAUGGUAUGUGGCUUUGAACAAGAGAGGCAAAGCCAAAAGAGGCUGCAGUCCCCGGGUGAAACCCCAGCACAUCUCCACCCAUUUCCUUCCAAGGUUCAAACAGUCUGAGCAGCCAGAACUGUCUUUCACCGUCACUGUUCCUGAAAAGAAAAAGUCACCUGCCUCCACCCCAGCAAAACCAAAGGUUUCAUUGUCCGUGCCUCGGAAGAACCCCAACACUGUUAAAUACAGGCUGAAGUUUCGCUUUGGAUAG
Emys orbicularis (European pond turtle) is the source of this 774-nucleotide messenger RNA. It is a transcript of the gene FGF5, whose product is annotated as fibroblast growth factor 5. Gene Ontology annotation, cellular component: cytoplasm. The record is from RefSeq and is a predicted model, not a curated record. Gene Ontology annotation, biological process: regulation of cell migration; positive regulation of protein phosphorylation; fibroblast growth factor receptor signaling pathway. Gene Ontology annotation, molecular function: fibroblast growth factor receptor binding; growth factor activity. NCBI's taxonomy places the organism in Eukaryota, Metazoa, Chordata, Testudines, Emydidae. The coding region runs from base 1 to 774 and encodes 257 amino acids. The transcript has 3 exons.